AGCCAGUCCCAGGAAGAUAGCACAGCACGGAAGGAGCGGGAGGUGAUGCUGCGGCUGAAGGAGGUGGUGGACAAGCAGAGGGAUGAGCUUCGUGCCCAAGCCCAUGAGAUUGUCUGCAAGAACCGAGACACGGAGGCGCUGCAGGAACAACUGCAUCGCUUCAUGGCCAUGAACGAGGACCUGCGUCACAAGGUGGCUGUGGUGCAGGCUCAGCUCAAGAGCACACUGGAGAAGAAGUCAGACCUGGAGGCUGCAAUGCUGCAAACCCAGAGGGAAAUGAGUAGGAGGAGCAGGACCACCUCUGAGAUCCAGCGGCCAAAGCCCAGCCUGGAAGGAGAACUGUCACCCAUGGAAGAGCCACAGCACCAGGAUGCAGACACGGCCAGGAGCCCUGCUCACUGCUGCUUCUCCAAGGAAGAGCUGCAGCAGAUCCUGCAAGAGCGGAACGAGCUCAAGACCAACCUGUUCUUGGUGCAGGAGGAGCUGGCUUAUUACCAGCGGGAGCUGCUGAACGAAGAGCGAGUUCCUGGCUUCUUCUUGGAUGCGAUGAAAUCAACUAUCAAAAGACAGAGAAAAAAAAUCAGAGCCAAAAUGUUGGGAACAGCAGAGGAGUCGGCGAGCAGCGAUGAAGACGAGGGCUCCUCUCCAGCUCGCGGCACAGACUGUGUGGAUGCUCAGCCUCCCGAAUCCAAAAUCAGGAGCUU
Messenger RNA from Antrostomus carolinensis (chuck-will's-widow), 704 nucleotides. Its product is annotated as rab-interacting lysosomal protein. Gene Ontology annotation, cellular component: cytoplasm; ciliary basal body; lysosome. The record is from RefSeq and is a predicted model, not a curated record. Gene Ontology annotation, molecular function: dynein light intermediate chain binding; protein dimerization activity; small GTPase binding. Gene Ontology annotation, biological process: cilium assembly; early endosome to late endosome transport. NCBI's taxonomy places the organism in Eukaryota, Metazoa, Chordata, Aves, Caprimulgiformes, Caprimulgidae.